This is a messenger RNA of Phytophthora nicotianae INRA-310, 99 nucleotides long. RefSeq lists its product as hypothetical. NCBI's taxonomy places the organism in Eukaryota, Oomycota, Peronosporomycetes, Peronosporales, Peronosporaceae. The record is from RefSeq and is a predicted model, not a curated record. Bases 1 to 99 code for a protein of 32 amino acids. The transcript has a single exon.
AUGCAGUCCGACCGUGGAGGAACUCGCCACGAGCUCCACCAAGACUAUCGAGCGGCGGACACCCGGUCAUCCACCCCGGCAGAGUUCCAGGGAGCAUGA